Molecule: messenger RNA, 1303 nt
Organism: Triticum urartu
Lineage: Eukaryota; Viridiplantae; Streptophyta; Magnoliopsida; Poales; Poaceae
Source: RefSeq, a predicted model, not a curated record
AUGGGGAAGACCGGGCGCAUCCGCCAGGCAGACCAUCCUGCGCUGACCCCACCCAUGUCCCUACAAAUAUCCGACAGCGACUUCUCAAGGUUGUCGCUAGCUCCUCGUCUCCUCCAUGUCGUUAUCCACAAAAAUUCCCCAAAUCACACCGCACCCCGCGUGAAGACCAAGACGACCCGCUGCCGCACCUCGCCGCCGGUGGCUCCCAAAGAGCGCCAUUUCGGCGGAGCGCCCUCGCCCCUCUGCUUGCUGCUCGAGCUGCACGGGCGCCUGCUUCCCUGGCGGCGGUUCCGCAACAGCGUGCUGUCGAAGCACAGCGGCAGUCCCUUCCCCCACUGCUCCCACGGCGCGGCUUCUUCCUCCAGCCAUUCGGCUGGGGCCCAGGCGGUGCUGGAGGAUGCACGCGGCGUAGGGGACAAGUCUAGAGGGGUCGCGCGAGAGGAGAAGGAUCGGGUCUCGGUGGUUCUUCAGGAGGCGCGUGCAAAGCGGAACGCGCGAGAAUACUGCAGGAAGAUCAUAAACAAUACUAGCAUGAACAGGCGUGCCUUCUUCAUCAUCACGGCUAUAAGUGUCCAACAAUUGAUCAAUAUCCUUCACAGUGGAAGUUGUCGAGGGUAUUUCUUCCUGGGGUCGGUUGGAUCGAUGCUUUGGGAGUUGGAGCCAAGCCGGGGGCACUGGCAAGUCUAAACUCUGCACCUUCGUCAGGUGAUGGAUAGACUGCAAACUCUGAGCACAGUUGGUGAUGGGACGGUGGCCAGUUGGGGACAGGUUGGGGACGAGCGACGUUGUCCCCGUCGUCGACGAGCAAAUGUGAUGCAUGUGGUAGAAGACCAGAGGUAAGAGGGGGAGGCGGAGGCGCGGUGUGGUAGCCGGUGCGUUGCGGCGGUGCUGUAACGCCUCGUAUGAUAUGGUGGCCGGAUGGAUCCGCGUGAGGUGGUACAGGGGAGUGGAUGCACUUACUUGCAAUUGGCAACAACCAGCCAGAACCGAUAUGUCUCGUGCUUCAGCUAUCACCGCCCUGCUUCUCCCCGCUGCGAAGCGCCGCCAGCUAGAACCGAGAAGACGAUCAGAUCGAGUCACAUAUGCCCCGGGAAGAAAUAACUAACCUACAGAUAUAGUCUCCCUAAAAAAACUGCAGAUAUAGUCAACAUGCCCAGGCGUAUACUCCAAGAAUAUGAUAACACGGUUUGUAUAGCGUCCGAACUCUUUCCUAAUGGCAACGUAUAGUCCAAGAAUAUGAUAGCACGAUUUGUAUAGCGUCCCGUCCGAACUCUUUCUCAAUGCCGGUUCGAACUCUUGUACC